This is a messenger RNA of Anolis carolinensis (green anole), 3858 nucleotides long. RefSeq lists its product as uncharacterized. Lineage: Eukaryota; Metazoa; Chordata; Lepidosauria; Squamata; Anolidae. The transcript has 2 exons. The record is from RefSeq and is a predicted model, not a curated record. Bases 2991 to 3167 code for a protein of 58 amino acids.
GCCGCAGACCAGGACUGCCAUCUGUUGAGGAGUUACGAAGGUGGAGGCAUUACUUUUCAUUCAUAUAUAUAAAACUUUAUUACGGUCCAUGGACCCACAGCUGUUAAGUGAAUAAUGUACAAGAGUUUAACUGGGGAAAUUGCUAAACAAACACAAACUACACAAUGUCUCCUGAUCAGAGAUUAGGCUCUUUCUCGGCCUUGCUGCCACUGCAAGGAACUUUGCCACUGUGAGGGUCACCUCAUGGUGCUUAUACUUUUCAUUCAACCCUCGUAUUUACAUUACGAACAGUAGCAAAAUUACAAUUAUGAAGUAGCAACGAAAAUAAUGUUAUGGUCGGGGGUCACCACAACAUGAGAAACUGUAUUAAGGGAAGGUUGAGAAUCCAUGAAUUACAGGAAAGGAGAUUCUACCUCAAUCUGAUUGUAAGAAGAGCUGUUCAGCAGUGGAACUCUCUACCUCGGAAUGUGGUGGAAGCGCCUUCCUUGAAGGCUUUUAAACAGGCUGGAUGGCCAUCUGUCAGGGAUGCUUUGGUUGUGCGUUUUCUGCAUGGCAGGGGGUUGGACAGGAUGGCCCAUGUGUCUCUUCCAACUCUAUUAUAAUUUGAUUCUGCGAAACGACUCAUAGUUCUACAAUGGGGAUGAGACAACAGGAAGUUGGAAGGGAAAUUCACCCCUGAAAGAGUUAUUCUCAUGGGGAAAAGGGGUCUCCACUGAAGCUUUAUCCCCAAUCCUUGUUUCCACAACAAGCCACAUUUUCCAAAAUCCGCUUAAGCGACUGAGGGGGGAAAGGAAGGGGCCUGAGGCUGUUAGGAAUUGUGGGAGUUGAAGUCCAAAACACCUCGAGAGGUGAAGUUUGUCCAUGCCUGAUCUAUAGAUAUAGCUAUGGCUGGAGUUACACCUAAAAAUGUUCCUGUUCUGACUGAUAUACAUAUUCAACUUCAGAACAAAGCUGCAGAUCCUAUGUUGUUCAUAACUUGGAGACUGCCUGUGUAUGCACAGCACAUCCAUGCACAAGGGCACCACAAUAUGCAACUCUGCCUCUACAGGUUUCUAUUCACUUUUUUAUAAUCUUCCUUUUCCCAAAGCUGAGACUCAAAGGGGACUGCAAGAUUAUUAUUAUUAACAAAUUUAUUCAUACCCCACCUUUCUCCCCAUGGGGACUCAAGGCGGCUAACAAUCCCACAUUUAGUCAAGUUUAAAAAGGCAAUAUAAAGUUUAAAAAACAAUUAAAUAGCAACUAUAAAGGUAAAGGUUUCCCCUGACUUUAAGUCCAGUCAUGUCUGACUCUGGGGCUCAUCUCCAUUUCUAAGCCAAAGAGCCGGCGUUGUCUGUAGACACCUCCAAGGUUAUGUGGCCAUUGGCAUGACUGCAUGGAGUGCCAAUGUUACCUUCCUGCCGGAGCGGUACCUACUGAUUUACUCACAUUGGCAUGUUUUCAAACUGCUAGGUUGGCAGAAGCUGGAGCUAACAGCGGGUGCUCACUCCGCUCCCGGGAUUUGAACCUGCGACCUUUCGGCCUGCAAAUUCAGCAGCUCAGUGCUUUAACACACUUCGCCACCGGGGCUCCAAUAGCAACCAUAAAACACAAUAAAUACACAUAUAAUGGACUUUAAAACUCACAGAUUUGUUUUUUUUUAAAUCAGAUAAAUGCAGCUCUCGCUCUGAGAAGUCCAGCUGUUAGGACUGGCACCAAUGAGGACCCAAAAAAGUUACUUUUCAAAAAUGCAGUCCCUUCUGUGAAAGUUGAAUCAAAAUGACGUAACAACUAAAAUGAUUAAAGGUCUGGAGAACAAGCCCUAUAAGUUGAAUCAAAAUGACAUAGCAACUAAAAUGAUCAAAGGUCUGGAGAACAAGCCCUAUGAGGAGCGGUUUAAAGAACUGGGCAUGUUUAGCCUGCAGAAGAGAAGGCUGAGAGGAGACAUGAUAGCCAUGUACAAAUACGUGAAGGGAGGAGGGAGCAAGCUUGUUUUCUGCUGCCCUGCAGACUAGGACAUGGAACAAUGGCUUCAAACUACAGGAAAGGAGAUUCCACCUGAACAUCAGGAAGAACUUCCUCACUGUGAGAGCUGUUCAGCAGUGGAACUCUCUGCCCCGGACUGGUGUGGAGGCUGGAUGGUCAUCUGUUGGGGGUGCUUUGAAUGUGAUUUCCUGCUUCUUGGCGGGGGGGUUGGACUGGAUGGCCCAUGAGGUCUCUUCCAACUCUACUAUUCUAUGAUUCUAUGAUAAGUAUCUUCCAGAGCUCUGUGCAAAACUAACAUUAAAUUAUACUGCAAAUACCUGUCUUUGGUGACUUUCCAUGAGCAAAACUGCUAGAAAUACCAUUUGGUAGGGUGAGUACUCUUGUCGUUACCGAUCAUAAGAGUUUUCCAUUUGGACUACAAAGCCCCCCCUCCUGUCAAGCAGCUGCUGUACGACAAAAUUACAUAAGAAGGUUUGGUUUUUUUUUGGGGGGGGGGGGGGGGGGGGAGGAUGAGGACAAAAAACUAUGUAAGGACGCAGCGCAUUGCUUUCAAGGGGAAAACCACUCAUGUACAGGCAGCCCACCCCGCAAAGUCCUUCGGCUCUUUCAAGACGAAAGCACUUAUCCCGGGACAAUAGUUUUGAGACCGGAAUCCACUUCACCUAAUGCAAAGACCGUAAUUAGGUUCUAAUGAGGACGGGACACUUUCUGGGCGGCAUGCCUUAUAUACUUUGUUCGAGGCGAAACUUGUCGGCUGCCUUUGUGCCGUGAAGAAGAGCAAAGGGGCGCGCUCUGCCUCUGCGAGUCCAGCCUCAGUCCUUGGCCCCACCUAUCCCAUUAGGACUUGAGUAGCCUCGCGAAGACCACGUCAUUAGACCUGCCUCUUCACAUUAACUAGAAAAGAUCCAGAUGCACCACAUCUUUCUCACAACCCAUUCGACUGACACAGAGAGAGAGACCGAGCCCAAGAGCCGCACACCAGAAAGGAAACAGCAAGGAACUUUCCGUGCCAUCUCCCACCCACAACCAUGCCGAGGCACUCCGCUUUCUCCCGCUUCCGAGCCCGCUACAUGGGGGAGUCCUUCACCCUCCGCUACCUGAAAAUCCUGCGUGAGCUGCUGGCCUUCAUCGUCUUCAGCUACACAGUGCUGCUGGGGGCCCUCGUCCUGGCCGCCUGGACCACCUACUUCCUGGUGGCCAAAUGAGCACCCACCCGGCACUGCUUUGCCUGUCGCUUGCACACCCAGCCUAGACCCACUCGUCGUGCCUUGUCGUCGGACGCCCUAGAAUGCUGCCGCUUGCCUUUCAGAAACUUCCCAACUUUCUUCUGUCGCUGCCUGCUAAGCUGCUCUUUGAACGAGGUCUUAGGAGCAAGUGCCGGGGUUUGAAAGCGAGCGAUAGAAAAUGCAACGGUUCUCUAAGCAACAAGGGCUCGGCCAGAGGAUUAAUUCGAGUGUUUGCCCUCACUUUAAUUGACAUCCUUCCUCUCACAGUUCCAUAGAAAUGUAAAACAUGGAGGGACAUCAGGCAUGGGAAAACUUUAGCCCUCCAGGUGUCUUGGACUUCAAAUCCCACAAUUCUUAGCAGUCGGCAAGCUGUCUGGGAUGUCUGGGAGUUGCAGUCCAAAACACCUGGAGGGAGGAGCAAAGUCUGCCCAUGCCUGAGGUAGAUGGUCAAGCUGUAACCUGUCUUCUUGUUGCCAGCUUUGCUAAUAACAAUAUUAUCUAUGCUAGGCAUUCUCUUAAUAGAAACUGCUUGUUCUCAAUGUUUACUGUCUCCUUAUCUUUUCUCAAAUUGCAAAUGCCAAGCUCGCUGCAAUAAGCUUCAAGCACUGUACCAUUGCUCCCUUUACAAAAAGAUUAAUAAAGCUGGUGUUGUAUCUCUCUAGCAUUCAAA